AUGGUAAAGAUAUUUGUUGGAAACCUAAAUCCUGAAUCGAAACCUUCUGACCUCCGCAAGAAAUUUGAGGCUUUUGGGAAGGUUACGGAAUGUGAUGUAGUGAACAAUUACGGUUUUGUGCAUAUGGAAAAAGAGUCUGAAGCUGAAGCCGCAAUUGAAGGUCUCCAAAAUGCGAUAUUAGAUGGAGUAAAAAUUAAUGUCGAACGCAGUCACGGAAAACGAGGUAACGGUCCCGGACCUGCAAGACGUCGAAAUGAGGGGCGAUAUCGCGAUUAUCCACCUGAGAGGGGCCCGCGCGGGCCUCCGCGUUACAUGAACUCUCUCCCACCCCCUCCGCGAAUGGGACGCUAUGGUCCGGCUUGGGAUGACGGAUAUGGUGGGCCCUAUGGGCCUCCGCCACGCAGCAGCUCCAGAGGUUACGAUUACCCUGCAAAUGGUGCAAACGGAAGGUAUCCACCAAUCGACCGUGGUGAACCUCACAGACCAUUACCGCGUGGUCCGGCCCGUGAACCUCUACCCAUGCCACCUAGUGCGGGGUAUCGUGGACCUCCAGUACCCGAGCCCAUCCCACCCCGAGAUUAUCCUACAAAGCCCCCACCGAUGAGGCAAAGUUACGAUGUGUAUGGUGAAUAUGACCGCUAUCGGGAGCCUAUAACGCCAUCUGGUCCUCCACGUAAUAACGAUUAUUAUGAUACAUACGGAAGUUACAGCAGUGGGAACUACGAGGAUUACAGAGACGAUAGAGCAUUAUCAAACUACGACUCGGCAUACGACUAUAGUUACUAUGAUUAUGGGAUGGACAGCAGAUCGCCCGCCCCACCAAGAUCAGGGUACAGUUAUGGUCGCCCUUAACCAAAUUUUAGUGAUGGAUGCAUUUAUUUGUGCUUGGAUCCCCUUAUCUGCCCAAAACACCCUAGUAUUUGCAAAUAUACCAGUAUUUGAAGAGUGGGCUAUCAACAUACGUAGACCUAUUGUGUUAAAGUUAUGUGUGCAGUCUUGUACGAAGCACUUAUCAGUACAGACACUUUAUACCGAAUAUGAAAACUGUUAUUAUUUAUCACGAGUAAAGUGGAUUUGCUUUUAAUGGGUCUCGAAAUAAAGAAAAUACUUGUUUACAGAAUAGACCUGACAUAGUUCGUUGACUAGUCAUCACAAAGACGAUUUACCAUGCUUACAGACUACUCAUUAGUAGCGUCAACUAAUCUUCAGAAGAAUGUAUACCUUCAGGGUGAUUUUUUCGUCAAAUGAACAUUCUAAACAUGUUCAACUAUAGAUUGGAUUAUUUAACUACUUGUAAAUACAUGACCUGCAUUACUAUCGACUUCCCAAUGCGCUAAGCGUUAGUGUUUCUUUCUCCAGCGAUAGGAACAGGUUACAACUGUUGGCUAUAUACAUAGUUACGUGCCUUGACUGUAGCCCUGCUAAAAUUGUGAGACAGUAUAAGGAAGAAAUAUAUCUACAGACAAAUCAC
Molecule: messenger RNA, 1471 nt
Organism: Schistosoma turkestanicum
Lineage: Eukaryota; Metazoa; Platyhelminthes; Trematoda; Strigeidida; Schistosomatidae
Source: the annotation of a GenBank genome assembly